AAUCCAUCGAUCCACCUAUCAACAUGAAGAGCUUUUUCAUUCCCGUUCUGAUUGCCUUGUUGGGCUUUAGUUUACUGACUUUGGCGGACUUUGGCGCCAAUAGAGAGAACAAUGAGGAAAGCCAAGGUUUGUCAGGAUUGGAAAAUGGUGUGAUCGUCUCAGUCGAGGCGAAAAUAAGUGAAUCCAACGAAGUUGAGGAGGAUCAAGAGGAACAAGACGAGGGUGGCUCACAAAACAGAGCAAUUGAUCCUGCGUCGUGUGCAGUGAAAUGUCAACCUGUUUGCGUCUCAGCUCCCGCCGGUUCCAAUUGCACUUGCACCCAAUUCUUUUUGGGCUUCUUCCCAAUCUCGUCGAUUACUAUUCCUUGCUAAUAGUGUCUACCUUUGCAUGAUAUAGUAUCUCGUCUUUGUUCAUUGAAUAAAUAUAAA
Tigriopus californicus is the source of this 428-nucleotide messenger RNA. RefSeq lists its product as uncharacterized. NCBI's taxonomy places the organism in Eukaryota, Metazoa, Arthropoda, Copepoda, Harpacticoida, Harpacticidae. The record is from RefSeq and is a predicted model, not a curated record. The transcript has 2 exons. The coding region runs from base 24 to 371 and encodes 115 amino acids.